This is a messenger RNA of Coregonus clupeaformis (lake whitefish), 4088 nucleotides long. RefSeq names its product EH domain binding protein 1 (gene ehbp1). Gene Ontology annotation, molecular function: protein binding. The record is from RefSeq and is a predicted model, not a curated record. NCBI's taxonomy places the organism in Eukaryota, Metazoa, Chordata, Actinopteri, Salmoniformes, Salmonidae.
UCCAGGCAUAACGUAACGGUAACACAAGUCCUCCAGUGUAGGGAAAAAAUUAUGGAAGGGUGAGUGUGGACUGUGUCAGUAAAAAUAGGUUGUUGGAAUUUUACGCCAGGGUUGGAAUACUUUUUGUCUACAACCACAAAUCCAUCUGUCGUCUUGAAAUUGAGCUAAUCUUCACGUAGCUUCUCUUCUCACCUGGGAGGACGCCCCGAAUCCUGUUUGCUGGCGGUCCGGACAACUAUUUCCGCUGUGUUUUCCAUGUUAUGAUGGCUAGCACUUGCUAGCUGAGUGGCUGGUACCGCUGCAAUGCUAGGUGAUAAUUAGAUAGAUCGCUUUUUAGCUGAACAGUUUUAGUGGAUAUUUAAAGGUUUUUCGAGACAAAGGAUAAGGAUUACCUAAAUUUUUAUUAUUCUGUAAAGUUAUUUUUCACUACUUUUACCACCAUGCACACCGUCAGAUGUGACAGCCACCACGGCAGAGAUUCCACGAGCCUUCAGUCGUUUUUUUCGGGAUGUUUUUGAAGUCAUGUCGCCACCACCGGGAGAGAAACCGUUGACUUUGGAUUGUGCCCCGUUUUCUAUUUUCCUGGUAAAAUAUUAACUAUGUAUCUAAGCAACAGCUUGGAUUUGUUUGGAUACGUUUAAACUUUCAAGUGAGUGGGACUGAAAUCGACGAAAGGAAACCCCAGCACGGGACAAGUAAUACACAAACGAUCCUUUCCCCCUAAAUAAAUAUCAUGGCAUCGGUGUGGAAAAGAUUACAACGUGUGGGGAAACAUGCGUCCAAGUUUCAGUUCGUGGCUUCCUAUCAGGAGUUGAUGGUGGAAUCCACAAAGAAAUGGCAGCCAGACAAGCUGGUAGUGGUGUGGACGCGCAGGAGCCGACGGAAGUCCUCCAAGGCUCACAGUUGGCAGCCAGGCAUCAAGAACCCCUACCGAGGAGUGGUGGUUUGGCCUGUACCAGAAAACAUAGAAAUCACUGUCACACUCUUCAAGGACCCCCACGCAGAAGAGUUUGAAGACAAGGAGUGGACGUUUGUCAUAGAAAAUGAGUCUCCUUCAGGUCGUAGAAAGGCUCUUGCGACCAGCAGCAUCAACAUGAAGCAGUAUGCCAGCCCCAUGCCCACACAGACUGACGUCAAGCUCAAGUUCAAGCCCCUCUCCAAGAAGGUGGUGUCUGCCACGCUACAGUUCUCCCUCUCCUGCAUCUUCCUCCGUGAGGGCAAGGCCACUGACGAGGACAUGCAGAGCCUGGCCAGCCUGAUGAGUAUGAAGCAGGCCGACAUCGGCAACCUUGACGACUUUGAGGAGGAGGACGAGGAGAAUGAGGAGAACAGGGCCAAUCAGGAGGAGAAGGCUGCCAAGAUCACAGAGAUGGUAAAUCAGCUCAAUGCUCUCAGCUGCUUAGCCGGAGACCCUGACGACUACUUCCUAAAGCUGGCUAGUAAAACGCCAAGCAGCGCUCAGUCUUCCUCCCAAGAGCUGAUCAGUAAGCUGAACUUCCUGGAGGAGGAUCAGGACACGCCGCCUGCCCUCUGCUCCAAUCCCUUCGAAGAGCCAGAUGAUGAUGUUGAUGACCCCUCCCACCCGGAACACACCAAUCUCUUCAACCCGUUCGGUGACCCGGAUGAUGAUGAUGACACAGGGCCCCCCUCCCUCACCCUCCGACAGGACCAAGAGGCCUACUGUGACCAAGAACCCUCCAACCCCUUCGACGAGGACGAAAACAACACGCACUCACACACAGAGUCCAACCCGUUUGACCAGCCCGACCAGGACCUAGACCCCCAGGGGCCCCAGGUCCAGCAGCCGGAGGCUCCCAAACCCAGGGGGAGGAAGGGGGUCAGGCCGGUGGAUAUGAGCAAGUACCUGUAUGCUGAUACUAACGCACCACCAGAGGACCAACUGGAUGAAUCCAACCCGUUCUACGAGCCCCAGACCUCCAGCCCAUCCCGGCCCUCCGGGGGCCCCUCUCCAGACUUCAGUAGCCAGAAGAGGAGAGCCCCGCUGCCUCCCAGACCUCCAGGCCCCAGCCCCUCGGCCCCCAACACCUCCAGGGAGGGGCCAGAGAGGGAGAGAUCCAUGCCCAGUGGACCCAGUGCCGUGGCAGCCGUGGUGGGGCGAGAGCUAGCCUUCUCCUCCCCUAAGCCCAGUCCUGUCCCGAGCCCAGUGCUUGGUGGGAAGCCCAACGCUAGCCAAUCCCUGCUGGCCUGGUGCCGUGAGGUCACAAAGAAUUACCGCGGAGUCAAGAUCACCAACUUCACCACAUCCUGGAGGAACGGCCUGGCAUUCUGCGCCCUGCUCCAUCACUUCAGACCUGACUACAUAGACUACAAGGCCCUCAAUCCUCAGGAUAUUAAAGAAAACAACAAAAAGGCGUAUGAUGUUUUUGCCAGCCUGGGCAUCAGUCGUCUGUUGGAGCCGUCGGACAUGGUUCUGCUGGCCAUACCUGACAAGCUGACCGUCAUGACAUACCUCUAUCAGAUCAGAGCCCACUUCAGUGGAGAGGAACUCAACGUGGUGCAGAUAGAGGCCAACAGCAGCCGCAGCACAUACAAGGUGGGAGACUUCGAGACAGACACCAACGCCUCCAUCGGCCAGGACCAGUUCUAUGCCGAGCUAAACGUCAGUGAUGCUAAUGCCCAGACCACUGGAUCCAGUGGGGACGUUAGCAUCGGAGCUAACGGCGCUGGCGCCGCCAACAGAGCCGUGGCUAAAGAGAGGAGGAGGAGAUGGAGGUGGAGACGACCGACGUCAACUACAACUACCCCCGAAGGCAGACACCCUGGACCUGAGCCAGCUCCCUCUGAGGACAGAGAGAGGAGAGAGAUGGAGAGAGGGACGGAGAGAGGGACGGAGAGAGAGAUGAGGGAGCAGGAAGGGAUGAGGGAUGGAGCCCCAGACAACGGGCCCCCAGGGGCCUCGUCUCCCUCCUCCCACAAGCUGGGCUUCUCCUACAACCGUGAUGCUGACCUCAUCAAGAAGAAGAGGGCCAGCCUCCGCCACUCUGAGUCUGAGACCGCCUCCGACUGUAGCGGCCCCACCCCUAACAACCACGCUGACACGCCCACUAAACAGGAGCCUACGCCCGUCCCCAGCUCCCCAGUGGAAAAGAAGGUGCAGUCUCGGCAGGAGGAGCUGAAGGAAAGAGCCAGGCUUCUCCUGGAGCAGGCCCGGCGGGACGCUGCCAUGAAGGCCGGCAGCAAGCACACAGCCAACUCGGCUAACUCCGUCCCGGUUAAAACGCCUCAAGUCACUGACGAGAGGGAUGUGGAGCGUCGGAGGCAGCUGAGAGAGAGGGCCAGACAGCUCAUCGCCGAGGCUCGCUCUGGGGUCAAGAUCACAGAGAUGCCCCUUUACGACCCGACCGCUGACCGAGGGAGAGGCAGAACCAUCCCUACUGGAGAUGUAUUGGAUGGAGAUGCUGGUGAUGAUAAUGGGGGUGAGGAGGAGGAGGGGGGGAGAGAUGAGGAAGAUCACCAUGAUGAUACUGUGACAGAGGGCUGCUGUGGUAAUACUAACCCUGCUGAGGCCCCUCCACCCUCCUCCACCUUCCAGGGGCAUCAGGAGCCUACUAACACCAGCUCUGAGCUAACCUCUCUGGGUGUGAACAGUAAACACGUGGACUUGAAGCUAAAGAUGGUGGAGGUACGACCUGGAGGACCCAACUCUUCCUCCUCUCCCUCAUCCUCCUCUUCCUCUCCCUCCGUCUCCUCAUCCACCUCUCCACUCAGCCCCACAGAGAACAAUGCGGAGCGGUUGCGCAGGGCGACAGAGAGACUGCGUAGUCCUGUGGUCUUCAGUCAGGAACCAGCUGUCAGGAAAACACAGCUCCGGUCCUUCAGCCAGUAUGUGGAGGCCAGGCCAGAGGUAAAGCGUCAGAGAUCAGUACCAGAGGAUCUGAGGCGAGCGGGCGAGGAGAGAGGACUGGCACCAGACACCGACGCUCGCAAGCCUUAUGAAGAUGAAAAGGCGUUCAAAGACACCAGUCAGUACGUGGUCGGGGAGCUGUCUGCUCUGGAGAGCGAGCAGCGCCACAUCGACGCCCGGGCGGCGCGCGUGGAGAAGAGGCUCCGCUAUCUCAUGGACACAG